CUUGUUUGGAAGGCGAUGUUUCCAUCCGUGCGGGGUUCCAGCGCGGUGCUUGCCUCUGAGAGAGCCAGCGGCCGGGCUGGUACUAGCUGGCCGGGCGCUCGGCCUGGGCAGCGCUAGGAGCCGCCUAUUGUUCGCUGCGGUGCAGGCGGCUGAGCCCAGAGCAGGGGGCGCCGCGGGGACAGGAUGUCGGUGGCGGGGCUGAAAAAGCAAUUCCACAAAGCCAGCCAGUUGUUCAGUGAAAAAAUUAGUGGAGCAGAAGGAACAAAACUAGAUGAAGAAUUUCAAGAGAUGGAAAGGAAAAUUGAUGUCACCAGCAAAGCUGUAGCAGAGCUUUUGUCAAAAUCCACAGAGUAUCUUCAGCCAAAUCCAGCAUACAGAGCCAAGCUGGGAAUGCUGAACACUAUGUCGAAGAUCAGAGGACAGGUUAAAACCACAGGAUAUCCUCAGACAGAAGGGCUAUUGGGGGAUUGUAUGCUGCGGUAUGGCCGAGAACUUGGGGAGGAUUCCACAUUUGGCAUUGCACUGAUAGAUGCUGGUGAAUGCAUGAAGCAGAUGGCAGAGGUAAAGGACUCUCUCGAUAUUAACGUCAAGCAAAACUUCAUUGAUCCUCUACAAUUACUACAGGACAAAGACUUAAAAGAGAUUGGGCAUCAUCUCAAGAAGCUAGAAGGCCGUCGUUUGGAUUAUGACUAUAAAAAGAAGCGUUUAGGGAAGAUACCAGAUGAAGAAGUUAAACAAGCAGUAGAAAAGUUUGAAGAGUCAAAGGAGCUGGCAGAAAGAAGCAUGUUCAACUUUUUAGAAAAUGACAUAGAGCAAGUUAGCCAGUUGGCAGUAUUUAUAGAAGCAGCACUAGACUACCAUAAACAGUCCACAGAAAUUCUGGAGGAACUGCAGAGCACACUGCAAAACCGAAUAAAUGGAGCAUCUAGUCGUCCUAAGCGUGAAUUCAAGCCAAAACCUAUAAUAACUUCAGCUCUGGAAGUUAGCGAUAACCAGCAGCACAAUGGGAUCUCAUACAGUUCUUCAAUAAAAUUAUCAGGUUCUUCGGCGCACAUGGAUCAGCCUUGCUGUCAAGCGCUGUAUGACUUUGAGCCAGAAAAUGAAGGAGAGCUUGGGUUUAAGGAAGGCGACAUCAUUACUUUGACCAAUCAAAUUGAUGAGAAUUGGUAUGAAGGCAUGUUAAAUGGAGAGUCUGGCUUCUUCCCCAUUAAUUAUGUCGAAGUGAUGGUACCUUUGCCUCAGUGAACACCUAAUUCAAACUGCGAACAUAAUUUCAUGAUUGAAAUGGAUUCACAAUUGUUUUAUCAGUGUGGCAUUCUGUGAAAGCCUUGCUAUUUGACUGACUGAUUUUUGUAUGCAUCUUUUAAAAAUGUAUUUAUUUUGUAUUCCUUUAGUUUGUAUACAAAAAAACAAAAACACACAAUCCUUCCUUGGCUACGUGAAAAUGCAAAAAAACUCAGCCUCUACUGUUUUUGCUUUGUGCCUGGAAGAUUACUGUCAGGUGUUUACUGGUAGCUCACUGUUGCUCCAAAAAUACAUUCCCUUGCUCUUACUGUAAUGGAGCCUUUUUUAAUCUCCUGGCUGCAAUGAUUUUACUGUUAAACUAUUUAAAAAAAAACUGAGUCAAGCUAACUGUAACCAGUUCUUAAGAGUUACUGAUGUCACUGGGCCUUUUUCAUCCAUCACAAUGUAACUUACUGUGAACAACCUAAUCUGUGUUUCACAUUGUAUGUUGACAAAAGGCUAACAUGUUGUUGUACUAAGUACAAAGUCUUAGAAUUGAAUAUUCCUCUAAUUUACUGACCAUAUUUAAUAAAUAUUACUGUGGGGAAAGCAUACAGACUGCUGCUUACUACAGCUGGAUUUCUGGCAUUUGUUUUCAAGCAGUGUUUUUUUAUGUUUCUCUCUAGACAUACCACUGUUUUCAGGUGGUGUUACAGCCAGUGAGCAAAAUGAACUGUCAGGAACAAUUCCCUGACUCUUCAGCUGCUGCAUUUUUAACAUUGUGGUCUGACUUAGAACAAAAGAGCUCACUCAUUCUUUCAUAAUGCCUGCUAAUAUUAUCCUUGGACAGGAUAGGCAAAAGGCAGCCCCUCUCUUCAUAUUCAUUUGAGCCCAGUACAUACUAAUACUAGAUCAUGUCUUUUGGCCAGUGCUGUAUUAGAUAACUUAAUGGAGAUGAAUGGAGAAGUGUAUUUCUAGAGACUGGCUUUUUGAAAG
Pelodiscus sinensis (Chinese soft-shelled turtle) is the source of this 2220-nucleotide messenger RNA. It is a transcript of the gene SH3GL3, whose product is annotated as SH3 domain containing GRB2 like 3, endophilin A3. NCBI's taxonomy places the organism in Eukaryota, Metazoa, Chordata, Testudines, Trionychidae. Gene Ontology annotation, biological process: synaptic vesicle uncoating; endocytosis. The record is from RefSeq and is a predicted model, not a curated record. Gene Ontology annotation, molecular function: protein binding. Gene Ontology annotation, cellular component: presynapse; glutamatergic synapse; cytoplasm.